Molecule: messenger RNA, 783 nt
Organism: Talaromyces marneffei
Lineage: Eukaryota; Fungi; Ascomycota; Eurotiomycetes; Eurotiales; Trichocomaceae
Exons: 4
Coding region: 1-783 (260 amino acids)
Cellular component (GO): cytoplasm
Source: RefSeq, a predicted model, not a curated record
AUGACAAAACCAGAGCUGAACCAUUUGAUCAUCGUAUGUUGUCAUGCGAUUUACCUAGGAGGUCCCACCAAGGGCUUAGAUGAGGAUGAGUGGUUACUCGCGCCGUUCCAGAAAGGCGAAACUCCAACAUUUGUGAAUCACGUCAAAGCAGGAUUGAGGGAAUAUGAAAAGAGUGGAAACUCCGGAGUUUUGGUAUUUUCUGGGGGCGCAACGAAACGAGGCAAGACGAGUCUCACAGAGGGGGAAUCAUAUCUGAAUCUCGCCCGAGACAACAACUUCUUCCUAUCUAAUCAUCAACAAGUCAGUGCCAAUAUCGAUACAACCAUCAUCCUCGCAGAAACCCACGCAACAGACUCCUACCAAAACAUCCUCUUUUCUCUCCUUUUAUACCGCCAACAUACGCAAUUAGCCUACCCAAAGAGUGUAACCAUCAUAACGCACGCUUUCAAACGGAGGCGGUUUUUAGACUUGCAUCUUCCUGCUAUUGGAAUCGUCCCGUCAAUGGCAAAGAUCGCGAUUUGGUUUAUAGGCGAGAAUCCGCCGGAACAUGUCACGCCUCUGGUAGAUUUAAUAGAUGGAGAAGAGAAAAGGGGCAUCGGGCUGUGGAAGGACGAUCUGUAUGGGACGGGGGAGGUGUUGGGUAGGAAACGGAGGGAAAGAGGAUGGAAUAAGCUCGAAGAAGAGAUCGUUAUAGAGUGUGAAAGAGAUGAGGUUGUCAAGAGAUUGGUGAGAUGGGAGGGAGUUGGGUUAUUUUUGGAGAUGGAUGAUUUGCCCUGGACAUAG